Molecule: messenger RNA, 1264 nt
Organism: Dendrobium catenatum
Lineage: Eukaryota; Viridiplantae; Streptophyta; Magnoliopsida; Asparagales; Orchidaceae
Product: NAC domain-containing protein 87
Exons: 3
Coding region: 237-1130 (297 amino acids)
Biological process (GO): regulation of DNA-templated transcription
Molecular function (GO): DNA binding
Source: RefSeq, a predicted model, not a curated record
AUAUACACUUGACAAAUAGGAAGGCAUUUAAGAAGAAUAUAGAAAAUAAAUAACCAUCUAAACCUGCUUCAUCGAGAAGUAACUUAUAAAGCACGGGUCUUCAGCCUCUCCGAAAUCUCUUAUAUCAGUCAUGGCUUCCUUCUCCCUCCUCCAGCUUCCAGAAAUCCAGCUCUCUUUCAUCUUCCUAUAACUUCAAGGCCUUCUUCUCAGACUAGCUAGUUCGAGUGCUUCUUUCCAUGGAUGAUCAAUCCAUCUACUUGCCUCCUGGCUUCAGAUUCCACCCUACUGAUGAAGAGAUCAUAACUCAGUACCUCAUGAAGAAAAUUGCAGAUCAGAAUUUCACAUCGGUAGCCAUUAGCCAAGCAAAUUUCAAUGACUGCGAGCCUUGGGAUCUUCCAAGGAAGGCCAAGAUGGGAGAUAAAGAAUGGUAUUUCUUCUGCCAAACGGACAGAAAGUAUCCUACAGGGAUGAGGACCAAUCGGGCCACAAAAGCUGGCUAUUGGAAGACCACAGGAAAGGAUAAGGAGAUAUUGAAGGGGAAGAGAGUCCUAGGGAAGAAGAAAACUCUUGUUUUUUAUAAGGGGAGAGCUCCAAAAGGGCAGAGGACCAACUGGGUCAUGCAUGAAUACAGACUUGAAGGCAAACAACAAGUUCCUUACAGCCUUUCUAAAUCUCCAAAGGAGGAAUGGGUUGUUUGCAAAGCAUACCAGAACACAAAGGAUAAAAAGAUAAGCCCAGCACAAGAGUUUUCAUCCAAGAAGAACUUAAUUGUUGAUGAUAUUUUAUCUGAAAAUCCUAAGAUGCCACCUCUUCUGAAUUCUCCAUGCUUCAACUCAAGCAACCAAGGAGUGGAGGGUCAACUGGAGCUUGAAAAUGAGCUGAACAGAUCCGUCUUCUCCUCUCAAAGUUACCAUCUUGGUCCUUGGUUCUUGCACCAGGAAGAAAGAAGAUUAAAAGCUCCAUUUAUUUCCAAUCAAGGAUGUUUUGCGUUAAGCGUCCCUGGAAGAGUAGAAAGGAAUGGUGAGGCUUCUCCAGCCAUCUUCAAGCAACAGAUAUGCAACCUGCUAUAUUCCUCAGAUGUGCAAGCAGUUCUGGAUUUUGAUAGCAUACUGAAUUAUGAAAUAUUGUGAAAUAAUCUCCUCAUGCGCCAAGCAUUUUCAUGUUAUGCGCAGUGGCAGAACUAGGAUUUCAAAUGAGAGAGAGAGUGUGUGUUUGAAAGAAUUUGCUCUAAACUUAAGAAGUAAGAGUUUUAUAUAAUUUACAU